GUUCUCGCUCUCGGGAGGUUAUCUUUUGCGCUGUUCUGCGCUUGUGUUGCCAGUUUAGCUGCAGCGAAAUUACUAUAAGAACUGCUUAAUUUGCUUGAUGCCAGAGCAUAUGCAGCCGCGUGUGUCGCAUUGUUCUUUUGUGUGAUUACAAUAUUAGUUUGUGUCUCACACCUUGGAAAAACGGCUGCUGGACCUACGUUGACUAGUUGGCUUGGCUCGAUAGGCUUAGCGGACCGAUGCGUGUAGAUAGCUACGGAUAGUGUCAGCUCCUGUUGGGUACAUUUGAGUAGGAGCCCUUGUUUCGCGUGUAUUUUGUAGGGCGACCAAGAUGAGCAGUAAAAGCUGCCUUGCGGUUGCCGCCGAGGCUGCGGAAAGAGUAAACGCAAUGCUUGUCGCCAAGGGAAAGUUGAAGAUCAAUGGUGUCACAGGCCGCAGUUCGGGAGACUUGUUCACAACCGAAGUGGAGAUAAACGACGCGCCCUUACCUGCGCGCAACGUCUUGACAAAGGGAAUUUUUCAGGAGGAGAUAUGCCGUUCGACUGGUGCAGUUAUGUCUACAAGGGGUCGCUACAUGAGUGGAAUGGAAAAAUUAAAUUCAGGAUCUGGAGACAGAGCAUUGUAUUUGCAUAUUCAAGCCUCAACAGUGGAUGCAAUUGAAAAGGCCAUGGCACGAAUCAACAUGGUGAUUCGAGAGCAUGCCAAGGAUGAUCCGAAUUUCACAGCCAGUGACCCCACUGCAGAGCUUGUGCAGCAGCAAAUCGCCGAGUCAAACGCCAUGGCAGCUGCUGCUAUCAGUCUACUCACAGCCCAGGCAGCUGGACAUCACUACAUCCAAGACAAAAUAUUUGUGGGCCUUGAACACGCUCCAAUGACUUUUCCGGUACGGGAGAAGAUUCUUGGACCUGGGGGUGCCUACCUUGAUCACAUCAAAACGACAACAGGUGCCAAUGUGACCCUUCGUGGGAAAGGUUCUGGAUUCUUAGACCCAACUUCGGGUAGGGAAGCAUUCGAACCACUUCACAUUCACAUCACGCAUCCGACUUUAGAAGGGUUGCAAGCGGCCAAGUCACUGGCUAUUAGCCUGAUCCAAACAACGCACACAGACUUUGCAGAGUGGCAGCAACAACAGCUGGCUGCCCUGACAUUCCAGUCUGCCAUGACCCAGGCUGCUGCUAAUCAACAACUGGCAUCAGGUGCACCUGUCAUCACAGGCCUGGGCCAGGUCUUCCAGCCUGUUGCAACUGCAGGAGAAGUGCAAGCUCAGGGCAUUCUGGUGAGCCCUGGGGUGAUGGGAGCCCAGUCAGCAUCCUUUGUGCUGCCCAUGUCACAAGGCUUGCCUUCAAGUGUGAGCUAUGUGACGGCGCUACCUCAGACUCAGGCAACCGUAAUGUACCCAACGCAAGCUGUCAUGGCCGCUCAGACUGCCAUGGCUCAGUUGCAGCCACAGCAGUUACAGCAACUACAGCAGCAUCAACAACACCAGCUGCAACAGCAGCAGCUGCAGCAACACCAGCUGCAGCAACAGCAGCUGCAACAGCAGCAAUUACAGCAACAGCAUUUGCAGCAGCAGCAACUUCAACAGCAGCUCCAGCAACAACAGCUGCAGCAACAACUACAGCAGCAGCAGAUUCAUGAGGCUCAACAACAGGCUCAGCAACAGCUUCAGCAGCAGGCACAGCAGCAAGCAGAACAGCAACUUCUUCAACAGCAGCAACAUGCACAGCAAUUACAGCAGGCUCAGCAGCAGCAGCAACAGCAGCAGCAAGCAGAGGCAGCCACACUCCAAGCGUCUCGGCUUUUACUUCAGCAGCAGCAGCAGCAGCAGCAACAGCAGCAGCAGCAGCAGCAGUUGCAGCAGCCUGGCCAGCUCCCAGCUACACUACAACAGCCCUAUCAGGUGGCUGUUCCACCACCAUCACUGCAAUCUACCAUCACAUCUGCUACUGUAUAUCCUCACCUGAGACACCAGUAUGCUCAGUACGCUGCUAAGAAGAAAUAUGAUGUUCCACCGCCGUCACACGCUGUUCCAGCAGUUGCAACUAUAUCGGCUUCAUCAGGUGUUGCACCGAUUGGAGGAGCAUCAGCAGUGACUGGAGCCCCUGCUGCCUCAGCUGCCAUUGUGGCACAAAGCAGCCCCACUGUUGCACUGUCGUCAACACAUGUGACAGUGCCCCUGCCUACAGAUACGUCUGUACCACCACCCAAUAUGGCUGUGCCCCCGCCUGCAAACACAGCGGUGCCUCCACUUGGUAAUGUGCCAUCUCCAGUGAACGCGACUGUGUCACUUCCACCAAGUCAAACCGUUGUGCCACAAACGCCUGUGGCCCCACCGGCUGACACAACUGUGCCCCCACCAACGAACACAACUGCGCCCCUGCCAGCCAACACAGCUGCACCACCACCCACCGAUACAUCAGUGCCACCUCCCAACUAUAGUGCAAAUGAUGGCUGGAGGUUUCGUGUCCCACCACCAUCGAUGACUGUGCCCCCACCUUUGUUCCCGUCAGCGCAAGCUUCAUCCUUGGAGUCCACACAUGUAUCUGUGCCUUCAAAGCCAUCAACACCACCGCCAUCACCGCGCACUUGCACAAACCACAAUGAUUCAAAGACAUCUCCACCUACAGCCAGGCAGGCAGCACCAACACUGUCUGCCUCCUCCCAGGCGGCAUCAUCAUCUGGCCUCACACCUCUCUACUAUCGGAGUUUGCGACCACAGGCAAAGUCUUCAUAUCUGAGCAGUUACCAGGCAUCGGCACUUCCAGAGGAGGAGUAUAACAACUAUGCAAAACCAACAUUGCGGACUAAUGGUAAUAGCCUGUCAAGCACAUCGUUAGCUGUUUCUGAUGGCACUUCUGCCACCCGCUCAGCUGAGAACAGGACGAAAAAGUCAGACUGGGAGAUGAUGCCCCCUCCAUCGCAGGCCAAGCCUACACAACCAAGAAUCAGCUCACUGGGCUCAACCAAAACUGCCUACAUCUGGGAGAGCCAUUUCUGCGAGACAGUCGUCGAGGUUUGGUGGGUCCCAAUAGUGCUGGUCUGUCGAAUCCGAAAUGGUCAAGUUUUCAUAAAAUACAUUCUACAUGGAGGAGGCUUGCUGGCCCAGUCCUUUUCAGUCUAUCCUCUCGUAUGCCUUUUGGACAUGUUCUAUAAAGAGGUUUUUCAAAUGUAAAUAUACCAAUGAAGUUCCUUUAAUGUCAGUGUCGAUCAGAGGCCAUCUGUAAAUAGUAUUGUGCUUUGCCUGUAGCAUGAGGUAAGUGCUCAGGAGUGCUUAUUUUAUUUGGCAAUAAAAAAAAAAAUACUGUAAACAGA
Messenger RNA from Dermacentor andersoni, 3309 nucleotides. RefSeq lists its product as uncharacterized. Gene Ontology annotation, molecular function: RNA binding. The record is from RefSeq and is a predicted model, not a curated record. Gene Ontology annotation, cellular component: nucleus. NCBI's taxonomy places the organism in Eukaryota, Metazoa, Arthropoda, Arachnida, Ixodida, Ixodidae.